UCUCCGAUAUCCUCACCACGCCCCCACGCUCCUCCUCCUCCUCCUCCUCCUCCUCCUCCUCCUCCUCCUCGAUGUCUUGUCUCUAGUUCCGUGAAGGCUCACUCUCAGUCUCUCGGUGUGUGUGUUACCGAUCAGUCGAACCUCGAACGCUCCUUUGGUUUCCAGGAAACCACCUCCCCGCCUGCUCUGUCAAUGGUGUUUUCCUUCCAUGUGUUCCGCAAGAGUGCCCCGAAUGGCAAGGUGUCAGUCUACGUCGGAAGGCGGGACUUCACAGACCACCUCACUCAUGUGGAACCAAUAGAUGGCAUGAUAUGGCUGGAGCGGGACUACAUAAGAGAUCGCAAGGUCUACGCCCAAGUGGUGAUGACCUACCGCUAUGGCAGGGAAGAAGAUGAGGUUAUGGGACUGACUUUCGCUAAGGAGGUGGUUGUGGCUUCGACUCAAGUUUAUCCGCCAGGACCCUACAGCAGUAAAAAGACUACUUUGCAGGACAGACUUCACAAAAAACUCGGCGCUAAUUCCUAUCCCUUCCACUUGCAACUUCCGAAAAAUGCCCCGGCUUCCGUAACUCUGCAACAAAGUAAAGAAGAGACGGGAAGGCCUUGCGGCGUCCACUGGGAACUUCGAGUGUUUGUCGGGGAAUCGAUUGACGAUCAACCCCACAGGAGAUCAUGCGUCAGGCUUCUCAUCAGGCGACUGCAGUAUGCCCCAGCGAAACAAGGACGCCAACCCCAAGCAUGUUGCGCAAAGGAGUUCUUGCUCUCCCCCGGGAAGCUGCAUCUUCAAGUCACUCUCGACAGACAGAUCUACUACCACGGCGAGAAGAUCGGAGUGGAGGUGGUCGUCAGCAACAAGUCGAAUAAACACGUGAAGAAGAUCAAAGCCAGCAUCGUGCAGCUCUGCGACAUUUCGCUCGGACCCACCGGCCAGAUCAGGAAUAACGUCGCCAGCAUCGAGACCCAAGAAGGAUGUCCCGUGGUACCAGGAGCGGGACUGAGUCGUACCUUCGGACUGCUACCAAAACUGGAGAACAACCUCGAACGUCGAGGGGUAGCCAUGGAUGGACGACUCAAGGCCGAAGAGACAAACUUGGCUUCUUCUACCUUAUUCACCAAUCCGGAUCACCGGGAGCAGUUCGGCGUGGUGGUAUCUUAUGUGGCUAAAGUGAAACUCACCAUGGGCACUCUCGGAGGAGAUCUGGUAGCUGAGGUCCCUUUCACCCUCAUGAACCCUCCCCCAGAGGAUUUGACCAGGGCUGAAACGCUGAGGGCAGGCCAGCCCGAGAGCCUUGAUGAAUCCACCCGCCUUGUGAUCGAGGACUGCCACAGGAUGUCAGUCUCCGACAACCUGAACCUGAUGGACACCCAGAAGUCUGUGGACUCUCUUGACGCCCCCAUUCACGACGAUCCCUUCUCGAAGAGCAAAGUUGAGGAUGGCGGCAAGUCGCCAGCAGACUCCGCGAGCAAGAAGUGAUUUCCUUCUUCUAACGUCUGAUCUCUCUCUCUCUCUCUCUCUUUAUUUUGUAAUUUCCUCCUUCUUUUGGUCAGUGACUUCCAAAAUGACUUUGGUUUUGGAAUAUAAAAAUCAUUCGUUUUGUACCCAGUAAAAUAAGAUUUUACUUCAGUUCAGAAAAAUAGGAAAUUUCAGUUCUUUUUGGAAGGCUGAUGUGACCGCUCUUUAUAAUAUUUUAUUCUUCUUCUAAAAUGCAUAUGAUUGACACAGAGGCAACAAAUUUGAUGUGCCAGAUAGUGAUGAGAAAGUGCAUUUCCCUCAAAUAAGACUUAAAUGGAUUAAUGGCUUUAAGUAAUAAUAUGAUGAAGACAUAAUCCGUGACGCAGUCCGUUUUAGGCUUAGCUAAUGAAGACUUACUUCUUUGUGAUAUCAUCAGGAAAUAUUCCUCCCGUACAUUCCCCUCCUAAAUCAUACUCGUGCUUCUUUUUAAGAUUAUUGCCAUUCUUUGGAAGUUUAUCAACGGGAAACUGUCAUAUUCUUAAUGAUACGCCCUUCCAUUAUAGUAUACCUUGAAAAAAUAAGUGCCAAUACAUUACCAGGAGAACAUUUUAUUCGAAAACUUCAUAUUUUUGACAUUCAUUUCUUUUAAUCUUUCAUGUUUCUUGUCCUUUUUGUAUCCAUUUCUGUUACAGUAUUUCUUUGACAAGCAGAUCAUACUGAAGUGUAUUCUAAUCUUCCGAUUUCAUUUUGUUUUUCCCUAAUUAUUUCUUCUUAUGUAAAAUAAACGUGUUGGUCUCUCUUAAGAAUCAUUAAGAGAAAAUUAACUCCUCUUUCUUGACGUCAUCUAUUAUAUUUCAUGUAUUCAGUGUUUGUGAUGCUAUUUCGGACAUCUCAUUUGGCUAACAGUUGAGAGGUCCACACCAGGCCUCUAAUAUAUCCUGGAGUACCUUCCUUCAUUUGCGAGCCGCCCUAAGGCAAGGGCUCGUGCUGGCACAAGGCCAGAGUCAUCUAAAAACAGCCAGCCAGUUACUUCGGAUAUUUGAGGCCCAGAAGGAGGGUGAUGAUGUUCAGAGAGGUCUUAGGUAGGACUUCGAGUUCUGUCUCGUCAUGACCUCCCUCCGCUCUCUCUUACUACCUACUCCUUGCAAUGGUGAUGUUUUAAUGUAGCGGGUACCCUAAUAAAGAUUAUAAUCUUCA
This is a messenger RNA of Macrobrachium nipponense, 2649 nucleotides long. Its product is annotated as phosrestin-2-like. Gene Ontology annotation, molecular function: G protein-coupled receptor binding. Gene Ontology annotation, cellular component: cytoplasm. Lineage: Eukaryota; Metazoa; Arthropoda; Malacostraca; Decapoda; Palaemonidae. Gene Ontology annotation, biological process: signal transduction; G protein-coupled receptor internalization. The transcript is spliced from 10 exons. Bases 193 to 1473 code for a protein of 426 amino acids. The record is from RefSeq and is a predicted model, not a curated record.